Chara braunii is the source of this 1886-nucleotide messenger RNA. Lineage: Eukaryota; Viridiplantae; Streptophyta; Charophyceae; Charales; Characeae. The record is from the annotation of a GenBank genome assembly.
GGUAUCUGCAACGCCCCCACGACCUUUUAGCGAGCCAUGAAUAUGGUUUUUCAUAAUUUCGUGCGGAAGACUCGUUUGGCGCGGAGCAUCAUCAACUACUGCGUGAUUGUGUACAUGGAUGACAUUCUGGUGUACUCGAGUUCCUACGAGGGACACGUGCAGCAAAUCGAAUGGGCUCUGCAUCCGUUACGAGAUACGGGCUUCAAGGUGGCGUUUGAGAAGUACCAGGGACUCAUAACGGAACCGCAGAAGGUGGCAGUUGUCAGGGAUGCGCAGGUGCCCACGACUAUCACGCAAGUUCGCGCCUUUUUGGGCCUGGCCUCGUACUACCGAAGAUUUAUCAAGAGCCUCGCGGCGAUCGCGGGACCCCUCACGAAUCUGUUGCAAAAGGAUCAGCCGUUGAUUUGGACGCCGGAGUGUGAUCAGGCGUUUUCGAAACUCAAGGCCGCUCUCGUUUCGGCUCCGGUCCUUAUAAGGCCGGAUCCCGAAAAGCCUUUCAUCCUCAUUACUGACUGGCAGCCGGAGGCAAUUUCGGCGAUCCUAGCCCAGGCGGGACCAAGUGGGUUCGAGAGCGUGGUGGAGUAUGCGUCCAAAUCGGUGCCCGCCUGCAAGCGCAACUACGCCGCUCCAAUGGGGGAAUGCUACGCGGCACUCUGGGGAAUCAGCCACUUCCGUGCUUACUUGUACGGGCGGAAGUUCACCUUGGUGACCGAUCAUGAGCCUCUGCUGGCUCUGAAGAAAUCGAAGGAUUACUCGGGCACGAUCGGGCGAUGGGCAACGGUGCUGCAGAGCAUGGACUUUGACAUUCGUCAUCGGAAGCAUGAGAGACACGGGAAUGCGGACGGACUGACACGACUACAUUGGCCUGAGAAAGUUCCGAAGAGUGAAGAGGUGAUUCCGUGGAACGAACCCGAACAGGAGGUUGGGCCUCGGUACGGCCAAGUGACGUGGACGCAGAUCAGCGAGCAUCUUGCAUGGAUCGAAAAUUUGAAGUAUCUGGUCAUACAAGCUUGGAAGACUAACGUGGAGGGCGAUCUCCUCGGUUUUCUCUUCGGAUCGGUGCGGCUGGGGCAUCGCCAGCUAAUCACUCAAGAACUCAUCGCGCCGAUCGUGCAACUAGCGGAUGAUCUCUCUCUCGACAUCGUCUCGCAAAGCGACGACAGCCCCGCUCCGCACGUGCUCACGCGAACGUUGGAUCCGUAUCUUCAGUGGAGUGCAUGCUUGGAAGAGCCUGGGGACGAAGACUCUCUACCGUCGCGGAAGGAGUAUCAAGAGUCAUACGGCAUCAUCGAUCGCGCUUUCUAUCCGAAGGCGGAGGAAGUGGUGAUCGACGACAACGAAGAAAGCAACGACGAGGAAACAUCGGAGGAGGGAAGCUAUAGCGAGUACAGCGAGGGGAAGCGGAGCGAGGAGAAGGAGCUAAACGACGACGACGACGAAGAAGAAGAAGAAGAAGGAACCGGAUCGGGGUGGGAAGCCUUGCCGGAGGAAGCGACGCGCACUGGCACGGAGGCGGAAGAUCUUGAGGCAGCACGCAAGCGGGAAGAAAUUGCCACCGGAAAGUGCCAGCUGGAGUUCGCCAGCGGAGCAAGCGUGCGCAUCGGUGACGAUCCGACCAGGGAUCCGGAGUCAGCGAAGCCUGAAGAUGGCGAACCAGCAGCCGCCACCACCAGCACCCUACCGUGGAGACGGAGUCGAUCCUUCACCCCCUCCAGCCCCACCCGUCCCCUAGUUCGUCCACGUACCGAUGCGGGGGAUAGACCUUCAUCCCCGGACAUUAUCCCGUCAUCCCCUUGAUUACCUCACCCUCGAACAGAUCCACACCCCCGUCACCUUCCCCCACCACCCCUUCCAUCCCCAUCUCUUCCGCGAUUUCUACUCUACGU